Anopheles gambiae (African malaria mosquito) is the source of this 5467-nucleotide messenger RNA. It is a transcript of the gene Gpat4, whose product is annotated as glycerol-3-phosphate acyltransferase 3-like. The transcript has 7 exons. Gene Ontology annotation, molecular function: glycerol-3-phosphate O-acyltransferase activity. Lineage: Eukaryota; Metazoa; Arthropoda; Insecta; Diptera; Culicidae. Gene Ontology annotation, cellular component: endoplasmic reticulum. Gene Ontology annotation, biological process: triglyceride biosynthetic process. The record is from RefSeq and is a predicted model, not a curated record. The coding region runs from base 634 to 2454 and encodes 606 amino acids.
CUGUGCCGUACCCGCUGUCAUUGCAACGCAUAUUGUUUGUGUGACGAGAUGGGAGAGUUCCAUCGGCUACGCUUCAGACCACUGACGACUAUCGCGCCAUCGGCAUGAAUAAAAAAACACGGCUUAAAGCAUAACUGUUCGGCUGCGGCUCUCCAGACGUGAUAAAUAGCACGACGGCCAAGGAACAGAAGGGCACAGUGAACCGUGGUGCGUGAACGUAAACAUAAUACCGUCGGAGGAAGAAGUGUGCGCUGUGCGUUUUGGUGUGAGCGGCUUCGGUGUGUGCAUGUGCUCUGCCGCCCAAAGGAAAGGAAGCUGUGUGCACAAAAGGACAACACAUACGCACACACCCGGGAGGGGUAAAGGUUGAGUCGUGCUCGUUUUUGGGGUGACGAAUUUGGUGCCCCGUGAUUGUUACGUGGUGGUGUUGUUCAGUGCUGGUGCGCGUGUGUGUUAGCCCCCCGCAACAACAACAAAAAAUCACCGUUUAUGUGGGAAGAGUGAGUUGUAGUGUGUGCAGCAACCCUUCCCAAUUACGACGACACCGAAGGACGGAGAGAGAGAGACCGAGCAAGAGAGGAAGGGUACCGGCAUUAUCCUGCGGAAUUAGGACGAGGCCAAUCGGACAGCAGGAUGGGCGGAUUGCAGGCGGCCUGGUCCAUCAUGUCGAUGGUGACGCUGACACCGUUCUUCGCCUUCCUAUUUUCCAUCGUGUUUAUGGCAUCGAUCGGAAAAUCGUUCGGCGUGCGGCGGCUCUACGUGAACCUGCUGGUGAAAAUAUUCGAGUUCGGUCGUCAGAACAUUGAAUCGGUGCGGAAGCAGCAGUUUGCCAACAUUACACAAUCAGAUCCAGAAGAUGAGGACGCACCCAGCGGUGACAAUCCUAGCCCGGACGCGGCCGACACCGGCGAUGGCACGGGCUGCGCCAAAACGAACGGCACCCUACCGAACGGGGGCAGCCACCGGUACAUGAACGGGCGCGACACCUCCUCACACAUUGCGAACGGUGGCAACACCGUCAUUAGCCGGGCCGAAUCGCUCAUCCUAUCGCCGGAGAUGAUCGAUGACACGCGCAGCAAAAGUGCCGAACCGCAGGAGGAGGGCGCGGGUGGUGGUACGCGCGAUCAGGGCGAAGAGGGCGACGAGGAAACCAAAUCGGAUGGGUCGGAGGGCGGCGGCGAGCACGAGGCAGCCGGCUUCAAGCUGUCAAACUGUCUCGACUACGUCAAGUCGGGCAUGGAGGCCAUCAUCGAGGAUCAGGUGACGAGCCGGUUCCUGGCAGAGGAGCUUAAAAAUUGGAACCUGCUCACGCGCACCAACCGGCAGUACGAGUUCAUCAGCUGGCGGUUGACGGUGAUAUGGAUGAUCGGGUUUUUGAUUCGAUACUUCAUCCUGAUGCCGAUGCGGGUGCUCAUCUGCUUCAUCGGGGUGGUCUACUGCGUGAUUGGCUUCGCGUUCGUGGGCAUGAUUCCGACGUACCGGUUGCGCCGUGCGAUGAACGAUAUCGUGUUUAAGCACACGUUCCGUAUGAUUACCCGCUCGAUUUCGGGCGUGGUGCGGUUCCACCACCCCGAGUACAAGCCGAAAAACUGUGGCUUCUGCGUGGCGAACCACACGACACCGAUUGACAUUGCGAUCCUGUCCACCGACUGUACCUACUCGCUGGUCAUUUGGUUGACGCUCUGCACCGCCGUCGUGGGGUGCGUGCCGGAAGGUUCCAUCAAGCGCGCCCUGGUCAAGAAUGUGCUGAUUCAGUGUUUCGGCUUUCUGUCGAGUGCAUUAUCAUCUGUGGUCAAUUAUCAUAACAUACAGAAUCGUCCAUUGAAUGGCAUCUGCGUGGCAAAUCAUACCAGUCCCAUCGAUGUGUUAAUGUUAAUGUGUGACAAUUGUUACUCGCUGAUCGGGCAACGACAUGGCGGAUUUUUGGGCGUGCUUCAGCGUGCCCUGGCCCGAGCCUCGCCGCACAUCUGGUUCGAGCGUGCAGAAGCAAAGGAUCGUAUCCUGGUGGCGAAGAGGUUAAAGGAGCACGUGACCGAUCCGAAAAAUCCACCGAUCCUAAUCUUCCCCGAGGGCACCUGCAUCAACAACACCUCCGUAAUGCAGUUCAAAAAGGGUAGCUUUGAGGUUGGCGGCGUCAUCUAUCCAGUGGCCAUCAAAUACGAUCCACGGUUUGGUGAUGCUUUCUGGAACAGCUCGCGCUACUCGAUGAUGCAGUACCUGUUUCUCAUGAUGACCUCCUGGGCGAUCGUGUGCGACGUCUGGUAUCUGCCACCGAUGGAGCGGCAGGAGGGCGAGUCGGCGAUCGAUUUCGCGAACCGCGUGAAGCGCGUCAUCGCCGACCAGGGCGGUCUGGUCGAUCUCGUCUGGGACGGGCAGCUGAAGCGCUCGAAACCAAAGAAGGAAUGGAAGGAGAAGCAGCAGGAGAAGUUUAGCAAGCUGCUGAAGGGCGAAUGACAGUUGGCCUAGCGGUCACCGGCACGAUCCUCCCGCUGGCAGCCCCAGCCACCGGGUGCAGCGGAUCGGAGCAGUGCUAAAGCGUCCUCCACCCCGUCACCUCAGGAGGCGCCGGCAGUGGCAGAACAAAGGCAGGAGGCUAGUCCGCAGUGAGCGGACCCCGAGUAGUGCGGUAGUUGCAUAUACCGCAACGCAUAGAUGCAAUAGAGAAUGAGCACGGGCGCGGGUGCAUUCCGCGUUCUGCGUAACCAAUAAUCAGUCAUAACAGGACAAAGGGGGUCUCCCCUUUAACAAACACACACAGACAGUCACACAAACCAAUCAAAUUCUCCGCCCUUUCGGAAGUCCAACCGGUAGGGAAGUGAGAGGAGAGGGAGUAUGUACAGUGUGUAGCAACCGUGUGCUCAUUGUUUGUGUGUAUCAUGUGUAACGCACCAGACAAGCUGUACAGAACCCGAUGUGCACUGUUUGCCCAUGUAACAACACCAACCAUCACCACCAAAUAACGACAACAAAUUGUGUACUAAAUGCGCUUAGGUGAAAUGAUUUUCCUCGCUCGCUGUGAAAAAGCAUUCUUAAUUUAACCGAUUUCCCGUACCUCCUCUACCCCAUACUAUACCAUCGUUUGCUGCUCGUUUUUAAAGAAGUAUAUGUAGCAUUUACGUUUCAAAAACACACACACAAACACACGUACCGCUUCGCGCUGGGGGGAAGCCAUUCAGUAGUACACGCAGUGUAGUACAAACCAGGAUCAUCAGCAGCACAGUAUCAGGAACCUUUACUUAAGUAGAUCAGGAGUAGCGCCCCGGUAAACGUAACCAACCAAUCAACCAACCAACCAACCAACCAACCAGAGCAUAAAUAGUCAGGCACCAAAACCAACCAGUAGAUAUUAGGUAGCACCUUUCUAUUAUAGAAUUUUCUAUUUCCUUUCGCUUCUGUCAUUUCCUUUCAAUUGUAAACUUUACUUCUACUAUCCUCCUUCGAUGUUUGUGUGUGUGUGUGAAUAUCUUUUACAUAAGUUUGUGGUAAUUAGUCCUAUUUUUCCUAACUUCUUAUUUCAUUUUUUUUAAUCUUCCCUUGUCAAAACUGUAAAAAAAGGGUGUGGAUUUGAUUGCCACCUGUGUAUUGCAUGUGUUUCCAGAAUGCUGUUUGUUUGUAAUUCACUCUUUUUCCUUUCCUUUUGUUAGGACUGCUCACAUGUAUAGUUGACCACAAGAUUGUUUCCUUCCUUCUUUUUUUCCUUGCGUUACGUUGUAACGUUUCGGGGCAGCUUUAUCCCGCCGAUUGCAGGCUGAAAUUGCAUGGCAGCUCCUAUAACCUUCUAUGCCACUCACACACACACACACAAACAUACCCACACCGUUAGAUUAGGAGUGGAAGGUACUGUAUGGCAUGAAAGUAGCAUUAAUAGUAACUGUAUAUCAUAAGACUGAACCAAGAACAUGGUGAUGGAAUGAGUGAGGCGGUAAAGAGAAGGGACCGGUGGUAGCAAAGACAGUGAAAAGGGAGGGGGUACACACGCAGGACCUUCGUUUGUUAUCCUAUAUAUAUGUAGGCAGGUAAGGCUGUAGGUGAGCUGGAUGCGGUUAAUGUUGGCCAAUGUGCCAAUGUGAGAGGCAAGGAGUGGUUUGAUGCAAGUAGAUAUUUAUACCGAGUAAGGAAACCGUGACCGUUGCGCAUAUCCUAAUGGUAGGAGAAACGAGAAGAUGUAUGUAAAAGAGACAGAGGACGCAGUGAGAAGAUUAUACCGAAAAGUGAGAUUAAAUUGUGGUUCGUGUGGGAUGGAAGGGAGAAAAUAAAAAGAGCAGAAACAAAAAGGAACACGAGUGUCACACUGUGGACAAAACAUGCCGUAGUAUAUCGCACCCCUUUUAAAGUAACAUCCACAAAUUGAAGAUUGAACAAUCAAGCUCAGUGAAGUGAAAGACAGCCAGUAGGGCAGUGAGAUUUGUCAUACCUGUGGUGGUGGUGUGUGUGUGGCGCGCGCAAUCGAAACUAAAACACGUGCGCACCAAACACGUGUUUCGAUAGUAAAUCAUUUUGUAUGCCUCUGGUUUUCAGUGCUUGCAUAAUACAUAGCUGUCGAAGAUUUAUAAAGUUAAGCGUUGCGUUACGGUUUUUGUUGAGCAAUUUUAGUAUUGUGUUGAGAAGUGUUAGCAGUGUUUUUGUUUUACAAAUGAAAGACAGACGCCAACGCAUAUGAUUUCGUGCGAUAGUAAACAAUUGAACAGGCCAUUCGAUCAUAUUAUGAAACCCCAAUUAUGGUGCCAACUUUUGCCGAGCAGAAAUGGAGGGUUAAGAAAAGCGCGCUCUAUAGCUCUGCCAUUAUUGCAUCCUUUGUACAUGUGUUUGCUCUGUGUAGGACUAUCAGCCCGGCGGGGCAGUGCAUUAUUGCUUUAUAAGGAACGUCCUGUUGCACAGUUGCCUGAACAUACAUACAAAGAAAAAGUCAUACAUGCGCAAACAGAAUCAAAAGUUAGUCAAAAACACAAACACACUCACACCUUCUACUACAGUAGACGACAAAUGGCGAUAGCAGGUUAGCGUAUAAGGGAGUUUGCGUUUACCCAUUUCCGGUGCACUACACUGUACAGCGCACGAAACAGCAGUUAAUCGUUGUGUAGUGAAAGCAAUAGAAAUCAAGGUUUUGUUUUUCUUCCUCUUCAGGAUACCACUACAAAGACAAGAUGUAAUGUCCGAUGUACCUUUACAUCUAUUACUCGUACACGAUUUCAACCGCAAACAGUGCCGUGGUGUGCACUGUGGGAGCUUUUAUUUUGACUUCGCUUCUUUUGCUGCCCACUCGGCGAUUAAACGUUACUAAGGUCUCGGCGAAGCAUAAAAUAAAACAGGAACGAAACAAUUGAGAGCAAUGGACAAAGACAAAGGGGAAAAGCGUUAAAGCUGUGAGAUGGAUUUAGGUAGUGUGGUGUGGCAGACACAAUCUGCAAUCGAAGAAACGUUUUUGGCAAGAGCAAAUAAAGUUAAUGGAAGUGUGGGAACAAGAUAA